AUGUGUCUUGCUUCAAUUCUGAAGUAUAGCCCGAAGACUAUUCAAAGGUAUGCAUGCUAAAAGCCUGAUUUAUACCAUCAAAGUUCUGUGAUCACAGUAGGAAUUUGCCCAGGUAAAUUCUACGUUUUGAAUGAUUUGUUAAAAUUUUUAAAGGGAAAUGACUCAUUGUUUAAAACUGAUUCAGUUCCCUUUAACAUUUCUUGCAAAUCCUUCAAAACGUAGAAUGUACCUGCUCAAAAUUCCUACUGUGAUAACAGGAACUUUGAUAAUGUAAACCAGCUGUCACAGUACGUUACUAUCGAGUAUCGAAGGUCUCCCAGGCGGAUCUGUGUUCCGUUGGAAAUGUUUCCUUUAUUUCCUUGUUCUCCUCAAAAAUUUCAUCAUGUUUCCUUGUUUCCCAGCUUACAUGUUCCCUUUUCUGUGAUUUUUGGUUUUGUUCAUGUUUCCCAAUGCAAAUUAUACCUUGUUCUAUAAAACCCCUGGGAGACCCUCACUAUCACAGAAUCAUCCUUAGAACUAAAAACAUUCUGGCCAUGCAGAGGUCACUGAAAAAUUCAUUGUUUCGGUCGGAAUUCAAAAUUUCAUUUCAUUGACCCACAGGGUGACACUGAAUAUGUUCUAGAUCUAGACAUUCAUGUCAAAAUGAUUGCUUAUUAUGUAUCACUGAAUAUGUUCUAGACAUUCACGUCAAAUGAUUGCUUAUUAUGUAUCACUGAAUAUUUUCUAGACAUUCACGUCGAAAUGAUUGCUUAUUAUGUAACACUGAAUAUCUUCUAGAAUCAAAGCUCUGAUCAAAGGACGAGAUGCGUUCAUUGUCCCUGGCGUUCUUCAUCAAGAUGACUUGUAUCUAUCUGAUUUACUAGGUAACACUUUAAUUAUGUAUCAAGGUGCAAUGAUGCAAAAUAUUUAGUCGUACCCUGACUAGUACUCCACUGGCUGGUACUUGAGCUGGUACAAACUUAAGACUCAAGGUGUAUGUCCUUAGUCUUUAAAAUGAAGUACAUAAGGUACAGGUUUCUGAAAUAUAUCUUAAUAUAACCAGCAACUAGGGAUUAUAAAUAAGGAGCACAAUUGCAUGUACAAUCAGUACAAUCCACUCCAGUGGAUUUAAAGUCUGCGUGUCAGACUUUACACAUAUUUCGACUAAAUUAUGGUUUGAAAUAACUUGGGCUUGGAAACGUCAUAUGGUACAAGCAAAAAGUUAAGUACGCAGAUAGCAAGAGCAGUACGUACAUGCAUGCACGUUCGUGGCUGAAACUGAACAGAUGUACCAGUUCGUCGUAUUGGCAUAUCUUGACAAUGUUUUUGUCCAUAUAAACCCACUAUUUCUUCAGAACGAGUUUCCAGACCAGGCGGGUUGAAAACGCCCUACCCGGCCACUCCUACAGUGUAUAGCCGGGAUCAUAUAACCAGACCCUCAGAAUCGUAUUCUCCUAUUUAGAUAUACCAAUCCUAAGUCCAGAUCCAGAUAUAGCCAACUUGUACGCGUCCAAGUCUGGUACGAAGAGAAUUUUCCUUGCUGCUAAAGUAGAUAUUCCACCAAGUGAAUUUGAUAUUUAUAGUUUACCUCAGGUAAGUGAAAAUCUCAUGCUAUAUUGCUGGGUUACAGGAACAGCAGCGCAGAUGGUGGUCAACUUCUGAUAUAUUGACACUCACAGGGCUAUGUAAAUGAAAUUACAUAUCUCAGUUCUAGUAUUAGCGUCCAAAUACAUCAUGCAGGGUUGAAAAAAUAGGAUCAUUGGUCCCGAAUAUCAACAUCAGAGUGAAAUCAAAAUAAAUAAAACUGCACUGUCAGCAGAUGCAUUAUGUAUAUCCUCAGUCUCUUAAUCAGCUGUGAACCCAUGCAUUGAAGUCAAUAAAAUAUCAACCCUAACCAUUCCGGUUGCAGUACACCAACUAUGCACUUAUCAAAUGCAAGCUACCUUCAACCUAGACGCAAUUUAGGCAGUAGAUUGUUGUUUCAUUCUACCGGAAUACAACAUUCAAAGCAAUGCGACACUUUGUCACAGUAAUACACUUUAAACUGUAAUUCAAGUGCCGUUAUAAUCGUGGAUACAAGCAGAAAUAUUCCAUGUUAUGCACCCUGCGGUCCCAGCUGAUGACAAAAAUUUCCUCCCCUAAAAUACAUGACCAUUACAUAUAGUGAAAAGAAUUAACAUCAUGCAUACAUACUCCCACACCAUCUGCAUCGCAGUAAAACCCACUUGUAACUCGGGGUUUUCAUUUUUCCAGCUUCACGAAUGCUUAGCUCAGGUAGUGACAGAAAAUCUCCACAUAAAAAGAUGGCUGUUUAAAAUGGACAACGAAUUUGGAGGCCGUGGGACAGGUACGGAUAUAUGCUGAACUGAGUUUCAUUCUCAGAAUAAUUCUUGGUUUAAAUUAGGUUUCAUUCUGAAGUAACACUGGACCAAUAAGACGAUGUUCUUACCGGACCUCUUGCGUGAACUACAGUUAAAAAAUAAAAGAGCUAUUUAGUACAACUAAAGUCAGUUUAGUUUUCUAUUAUUUUCUAACAAUUUUCAAGGCUCAUUUCCACUAAAGAAAAUUUUCCACGGACAGAAAAUUUUCCGAAUAUAUCAUUGUUAAAAUACUUUUCUGUCUGUGGCGUUAUAUGUACUCAGUUCCAAAAUAUCACCAAAUUGAACCGACUUGAUCUCGUAGCUCAUUUGGUAGAGCAUUGGACUAGUAUCCCAAAGGUCGCGGGUUCCAUUCCCACCGUGGUCAGGCAAACUUUUCAGCCUGCCCGGUGUGGAUGCACACUCAGAGUGUGCAUGCGUGUGCACACCACAAACAUCAUUGUUAAAAGUUAAAAAUUUAUUCCCGACAGAAAAUUUGUGUUGGCCAAUCACAUUUAACAAAAUUUUCUUUCUAUGGAAAAUUUUCUUGAGUGGCAAUGGGCCAGUUCUAACCAUCACGUCUUCUUUAUUUCAGCAUACUGCGACGUAACGCCAUAUCUGAGUUGUUAUGCCGCCGCAUGGAAAGAAUGCCAGAGAUAUGGAGAGAAAUGGUCCAAGAAAUGGGCUCAUGAACCAAUGCUCAUUAGGAUUGCUGCGGAAAUUCCCACGAUACUUGCCCAACAUGGUUCACCUGUGUCUAAAGAAGGUUACACCACGUGGGAAAAGUUUCUAGAAGUCUUUCUACAACGAGGUAUGAAUAAAAGCCUUCCAUUUGGUCAUGCCAAUUGCGGCUAUAUUAAAGUGGUCU
Molecule: messenger RNA, 3204 nt
Organism: Paramuricea clavata
Lineage: Eukaryota; Metazoa; Cnidaria; Anthozoa; Malacalcyonacea; Plexauridae
Source: the annotation of a GenBank genome assembly